This is a messenger RNA of Mollisia scopiformis, 621 nucleotides long. RefSeq lists its product as uncharacterized. The record is from RefSeq and is a predicted model, not a curated record. The transcript is spliced from 2 exons. NCBI's taxonomy places the organism in Eukaryota, Fungi, Ascomycota, Leotiomycetes, Helotiales, Mollisiaceae. Gene Ontology annotation, biological process: chorismate metabolic process; salicylic acid biosynthetic process. The annotation marks the transcript as partial. Gene Ontology annotation, molecular function: chorismate mutase activity.
GCGAUUUCAGACUGUGUUAAGGAUAAAACGUCUUCGACUACUAGCUCGAGUAAAGCCGUCGGAUCCAGAACUUUACUUCCUCCUCAAAAGCCAUACCAAAUUUUGUAUCAUCUAGCAAAAUUGAUUCGAAUCGUCAGAAACCCGACGCUAUAAGUCAUUGAUUCAAACCAAAUCAAGAUGUACCGCCCUCUCAUAGUCCUCCUUUCUCUCACCUCGAUUGGUUUCGCAGCCAAUAGCAGUGACGCCUGCUACGCAACCACCCUCCCUCCUCUUCCAACCUCAAUUGCAUCAGGAAAUAGAACGAUACCAUGGGGCUCACCAGCCCUGACUCUUCCAAACGGGACUCUAUGCUGCGGCUCUCUCGACCAAGUGAGAGACGGCAUCGAUGACGUAGAUACGCAGCUUCUGCAAUUGCUCGCUCUGAGAGCUGGGUAUGUGAGGGAAGCGACGAGGUUCAAAGCUACUUUGGAUGCUGUCGAUGUCCCGUCACGAGAUCUGGAGGUCAUUCAGGAUGCUGUUGAUGCUGCGAAUAGUACAACGCCACCGUUGCCAGCUACGAUUGCUAAGAGUGUGUUUGAGGCUAUCAUCAAUGCUAGUGUUCCUUUCGAGCAAUGCAUUUUC